Messenger RNA from Falco peregrinus (peregrine falcon), 3197 nucleotides. It is a transcript of the gene SLC11A2, whose product is annotated as solute carrier family 11 member 2. Gene Ontology annotation, biological process: metal ion transport. NCBI's taxonomy places the organism in Eukaryota, Metazoa, Chordata, Aves, Falconiformes, Falconidae. The coding region runs from base 187 to 1884 and encodes 565 amino acids. The record is from RefSeq and is a predicted model, not a curated record. Gene Ontology annotation, molecular function: cadmium ion transmembrane transporter activity; iron ion transmembrane transporter activity; manganese ion transmembrane transporter activity. Gene Ontology annotation, cellular component: plasma membrane. The transcript is spliced from 18 exons.
UUCCUCUUCGUCUUUCUUAAUGAAUCGAGCGUUUCGCGGGACUUGCCGCCGGGGAGAGCCCUUAGGCUCAGCGCUUUAAAAAGGAGCUGCCGCGAAAGGACACUGUGAUGGGGAAAAGCUUUGCUCCAGCCUUGAGCCAACGUGGCCAGUCUAAACCGGUUUCCAGGCCAGGGGAACGGUCCCAGCAUGGGGAACUCCGACACGGAUCACAAGGCGUCCUACGAGGACGCGCCCGGGGAGCACGGGGACGUGCUCAGCACCAUCUCCAGCAGCAUGAACCCGCUGCAGCCGCCGGCCGCCGCCGAGGAGCCUUUUACCACCUACUUCGACAGCAAGAUCCCGAUUCCCGAGGAUGAAACGCAUUCCUGCUUUAGCUUCCGCAAGCUCUGGGCGUUCACGGGGCCGGGCUUUCUGAUGAGCAUCGCCUACCUGGAUCCGGGCAACAUCGAGUCGGAUUUACAGUCCGGGGCUGUCGCGGGCUUUAAGCUGCUGUGGGUGCUGCUGCUGGCGACAGUCAUCGGGCUGCUCCUGCAGCGGCUGGCGGCGCGGCUGGGGGUGGUGACGGGGCUGCACCUCGCCGAGGUCUGCAACCGGCAGUACCAGAAGGUUCCUCGGAUUAUCCUGUGGCUGAUGGUCGAGCUGGCUAUCAUCGGAUCCGAUAUGCAAGAAGUCAUCGGCUCCGCGAUCGCUAUUAACCUCCUGUCCAUGGGGAAGAUCCCGCUGUGGGGCGGCGUGCUCAUCACCAUAGCGGACACCUUCGUCUUUCUCUUCCUGGAUAAAUACGGCUUGCGGAAGCUGGAGGCGUUCUUCGGGUUCCUGAUCACCAUCAUGGCUCUGACGUUUGGCUACGAGUACAUCACGGUAAAGCCCAGCCAGGAGAAGCUGCUGCAAGGGCUGUUCAUCCCCUACUGCCAGAACUGCGGCACGGAGCAGCUGGAGCAAGCCGUGGGCAUCGUGGGCGCCGUGAUCAUGCCCCACAACAUGUACCUGCACUCCGCCUUGGUCAAGUCUCGGCAAGUGAACCGCGCGAACAAGCGGGAAGUCCAGGAAGCUAACAAGUACUUCUUCAUCGAGUCCUGCAUCGCCCUCUUCGUCUCCUUCAUCAUUAACAUCUUCGUCGUGACCGUUUUCGCUGAGGCUUUCUUCGAAAAGACCAACGCGGACGUGAGCGACGUCUGCAGGAACGCCAGCAGCCCCCACUCCUCGCUCUUCCCCAGUGACAACCAGACGCUGCAGGUGGAUAUCUACAAGGGGGGCGUCGUUCUGGGCUGUUACUUCGGCCCCGCCGCGCUCUACAUCUGGGCCAUCGGCAUCCUGGCAGCCGGCCAGAGCUCCACGAUGACGGGGACAUACUCGGGGCAGUUCGUUAUGGAGGGCUUCCUGAACCUGCGGUGGUCCCGCUUUGCCCGGGUGCUGCUGACCCGCUCGAUCGCCAUCACUCCCACCCUCUUCGUCGCCAUCUUCCAGGACGUCGAGCACCUGACGGGCAUGAACGACUUCCUAAAUGUUCUCAUGAGCCUCCAGCUGCCGUUCGCCCUCAUCCCGGUCCUGACGUUCACCAGCCUGCCCAGCGUCAUGAACGAAUUUGCCAACGGAUUGUUCUGGAAGGUCGGCGGUGGCCUCCUGAUCCUCCUGAUCUGCAGCAUCAACAUGUACUUCGUGGUGGCCUACGUCAUGUCCUUGAACCACAUGGCUCUGUACGUGGGCGCUGCGGUUCUCAGCGUGGUCUACCUGUCCUUCGUGGCCUAUCUGAGCUGGCUGUGCCUGGUCGCCCUGGGAGCCUCCUGCCUGGCCUGCGGGAAAACGCGCCACCUGGGAUUUGCCGCCCAUCCCGAACUUUUCCUCCUCAACAACGUGGACGCCGACGCACCCGUCGCCCGAUGAUUCCGGCUGCUGCGGCCGCAGGGAUGGAGCCGGCUCCGGUGGGAUCCUCCCAGUGCCGCAGGGACCCCCCCCUCCAUUGCUCCAGCUGAGCGCGGGACCAGCCACGCGGUUCGGGAGCGUGAGCAGAGCCCGGGAUUUCCUGGGAUUUCCUGGGAUUUCCCAGGGUGGCAGGAUCAGACCAUCCCGUGUGUGGUGAGACCUGCAGAGCCGGCGCCUGGCAUCGGCCGCAGGGGAAGAUCCCGGCUCCAAACCACGACGACACCGAUCCAGGGGGACCUUUGAGGGACCUCAAAAGUUUUCCCAAAUUUUUUUUCCCCCACUUUUUGUUUUUCCCCCUCCCAUAUAGUUGAUUGGAUCUGGGAAGGGAUUCGCUGAUGUUUUUCCCAAUUUCAAUUCUGAUUUCACCUGCCUGAUGGGUAGAUCUGCCGUGAUGUUUGGGGGUUUUGGGUUUUUUUCAGAAUUUGGGGAAAAUUCCAGGCUUGGAAAAUGGAGCAGGGGCAGAUUCAUUCCUGGAAAUUCUGUAGAGGGGAGUGGGGGGAUCGAGAGGAGCGGUGAUGGGAAGACAAGAGGAACACAGGAUUAUGUGUGUCCCCCAGUAAUUACAGCCAGUUUUCCCAUCAAACCUGCCCACAUCCCACCCCCCCUCGGGAUGGCCCCCUCCCCACGGGCAUUUUUCCCAGCCCGGCACCGGUUGGGGGUUGGUAUCCACCUCCACGGUGGAGCUGCUGUUGCAGAAUUCCAUGAAAAUCCCACAUUUGGCAGCCGGGCUCUGCCCUGCGCUGGCCUCUCCUGCGGCACCGAGCUCUUUUUCCGGCGUUCCCAGACAUUCCAGGUGCUGCCGGGAUCCUCCUGGAGCGGAUCCUCAAGUCAACAGGCUCCGGCAGCGACGCGCAUGUUCUGGAACCAUCAAAUCCCCGGAUUUUGGUGUUGGAAAAGACCUUUAAGUCCAUCGAAUCCAACCGGUAACCGAAAUCCACGGAGCCCACCGGGGAGCAGAUCCCUCAGGAUCACCGACACCUUGGGAUACCCCCAGGAACGACGGCUUCGCCACCUCCCCCAGCACUUCCUAACCCUGUCAGUGACGGAAUAAUUCCCAAAAUCCGGUGUAAACCUCCCCAGCACAACCUGGGGCCGGUUCUGCUCAUCCUGUCGCUUGUUCCAUGGGAAAAAGGUUUUUAUCCCCCACCCCCUCCGCUCUUUCCUUGGAUUUUGGUCGAUUUUCCCGAGCCCUGGAUGGGGAAUGGUCUUAGAUGCCAAAUGUUGCCUUUCCUUUAAUUAAAUCUGCUGGGUUCAUUAAAUCUUUUCCCAAUUAA